AGUAUGUGCCUACAGCAUGCCUGUUUGUAGCCCCAGCAUACCUGCACCCAUCCUUGAUGCUCGCCAAACUUGGCGCUCUGAAUCUCGUCCUUGAUCACGUCCGUCAGGCACCACUUGAUCUUCUACCGCUUUUGCCUAGCCACGCCGUGGCGGUUGCGGAAAGAUGUCCACCACUCGAGCUGCACCGCCGCCCCUACCUUCAGCUCCUCGUCCCGCCCAAGCAGGCGCAAGUCGGAGCAUUUACGCAUCAUCAUCUCAAACGCACGCCGCUUUCCUCUUCAAUCAGCUCUUUCUCAUCCUCUCACAGCUGCAGAGCUCAUCGAGCAUAAGUCAAGAUGAUCAUCAGGCCAUCGUUGCUAGAUUGGAGAGGGUGCAGUUGAAGGAGGCGGCGGGUGAAGUGGAAAAGGAUGAGAACUUGAUGACGGAACGGGAAAAGGAGGCUGAGAGGGGAAAGAGAAACGCUUGGGUUCAGAAGGCGAUAUCCGAGACAUCUUUGCUGCCGACGCUGGUAGAGACGGCGCUGAACAUGACAGCCGGGCCAUUUCUAUCGGACAAUCAAGUCGACGCGAUCGUCCAGCUUGUAGAAAUGUCUCAGAACAAGAUUGCUGCAGCAGUGACUGAUCCAUCCUUGCAGCGCAAAGCCGAAACUGGCGUGGGGUCUGGCGCUCUCUCGGCUGGCAAGGGUAUUCGUAAAGGUUUCGCUUCGGCUGGAGACAAGUGGGAAAAUAUGCUCAGCAAGAGGUUGGAGAAGAAGGAGAUGGAAAAGAGCGAGAGGCAGGAAAAGAAGAGGAUGAAGGAGGAGCUCAGGGCGGAGAGGGAAGAAAUCGUUAGGAAACGUCAGCAGGAGAUAUUGAGCGGCGGUGGCAGCAGCUCCACAGCAGCGAUGAGUGCUGCUCCGGAGCGUGCAAACGAUGAUGAUAAGCCACCCUCGCUGUCGUUCGCAACGUCUUUGGCAUCAUCUGGAACCCCAUCGACUUUUCGCGAUGAGCUCAGCCCUACCUCGACGAGCCUCGCAUCAGCCGCUCCCGCUUCUCGUACUCUGCCUCCUCCACCCACCUCCACGUCCGCCAAGCCCGUCGUCGCAGCGGAGGAGCCAUCGCGAGCAAAGGAUCACUCCAUCACGUCGGCGCAAGACGGCUUGGCCACAGCCACCAUCGACGUGCUCUCCCUCGACGGCUUCGAUGCUCCGGGCUCCCAGAGCGCCGCAAGCACGAGCCGCUUCAGUCCUUGGCCAGGUCUCAUCCUGACGAAUACCCUCGUCGCUUCAAGAACGUCGCUAGACGUACCACGAGGCUCUUCAAAGGAUCCCGCAAUCGAAUCAUCGACGACCAGACAAGCCAACGAGUCCAGAGACCUGCCCUUGCCACCCCCGCCCUCUAGAACAUCCUUGUCGCAUCCAUCCCAAAGUACCGCUUCCAGCCAGCAGCAAUUGCAGUGGCCUUCGUGAGUGGCUGGUCAGGAUGUCCACCGCCCGAUGUCGUUCAGUAGCUCGCGUGCCUGCGAGUUGGUUAUGCGAUGA
Messenger RNA from Ceraceosorus guamensis, 1519 nucleotides. RefSeq lists its product as hypothetical. The transcript has 3 exons. The record is from RefSeq and is a predicted model, not a curated record. Bases 164 to 1447 code for a protein of 427 amino acids. NCBI's taxonomy places the organism in Eukaryota, Fungi, Basidiomycota, Exobasidiomycetes, Ceraceosorales, Ceraceosoraceae.